UAACAAUGUGGUAACGCUUGUCCGGCCGGUAAAACGCCACAUCAGUUUUUCGCCUUAAAUUUAAUUAAGACUUCGGUAGAGUACAAAAAAUAAAGUGAAUUAAUUCAACAGGGAGUGAUUAUUAAGUCCGAAAGUUGUUAUAAUAAGUUCGACAUGUUCACGUAAUAGAAGAACUUACAGAUACAUUCAUAGCUGAAAAUGUUACGUUUUGUGUGUGUAUUGCUGCUGGCAACUGCGACGUUCACGCUGCUGUCGCCAGCUGGUGUUUCGGUGGGGGCUACUGAGUCCAGUCAAAGUUAUCCAAUUACCACUCUCAUUAAUGCCAAAUGGACACAAACGCCACUGUAUUUAGAACUUGCCGAGUAUUUGGCGGACGAACAGGCAGGUCUCUUCUGGGACUAUGUGCAAGCUGUAACGGCAUUGGACACGGCGCUCAACGAUUAUGAUACGGAGUCGCAACAGUACAAUGCCGCCUUGCAGUUGGUGCGCUCGCAUGUGAGUACACCACAGCUGCCACUCCUUAAGCUGGUCGUCGCGAUGCACAGUUUGACGCCACGCAUCCAAACGCACUUCCAAUUGGCCGACGAGCUUCGUGCAGCUGGGGCCUGUGAGGGCAGCAUCUUCGCACAGGUGGGCACCGAGCUCGCCUGCAGCUAUGCGGAGCUGGAGCAAAAGCUGAAACUCCCAGUUGCCAAAAGCAGUCUGGAUGCUGAUGUGGCCAGCUACAGCUUUGAUCAUGUGUAUCCUGGUAGUGAGAACAACACCCGUACUGUGGUGCUCUAUGCUGAUUUGGGCACUGCCGCAUUUCGACCAUACCACAAGCUACUGGAAACCGCUGCAAAUGCUGGUAAAGUGCGAUACCUGCUGCGGCAUCACCUGGGCAAGCGAAGUGAUCGGCCCGUGCGUUUAUCGGGCUACGGUGUGGAGCUACAUUUAAAAUCCACGGAAUACAAGAGUCAGGAUGAUGCGCCUAAGCCGGAGGCUGGCGCUGGCAAUGGUGAUACAUCAGAGGAAUUAAACGAAACGGAUGUGCAGGGUUUUGAUUUCAAGCUACUUAAAGCCAAGCAUCCCACGCUUAAGCGUGCACUGGACCAGCUACGCCAACGCUUGCUCCAGGGCAACGAUGAGAUUGCUCAACUAAAAGCUUGGGAAUUCCAAGACUUAGGACUACAGGCGGCCGCAUCCAUAGCCGAGAUACAGGGCGACGAGGCACUGCAGAUACUCCAGUAUACGGCGCAUAAUUUCCCAAUGCUGGCGAGGACACUGCUCGCCCACAAAGUCUCUGAUGAGCUUCGCGCAGAGGUGAAGCACAAUUCCGAAUCGCUGGGACGCAGUUUGAAUGUGUCGCCGCCUGAUGGAGCUUUGUUCAUAAACGGAUUAUUCUUUGAUGCGGACACCAUGGAUCUGUACACCGUAGUGGAGACGUUGCGCUCGGAGAUGCGUGUGCUGGAGAGUCUCCAUGGCAACAAUGUGCGUGGCCACUUAGCUAGCGCAUUGCUAGCUCUGGACUUGAACAGUGCCAACAAAAAAGAGUUUGCCAUUGAUAUCAGAGAUACGGCGGUGCUGUGGAUCAAUGACAUCGAACAGGAUGCGCAGUACAGACGCUGGCCGCCAUCCGUGAUGGAUCUGCUGCGUCCCACAUUCCCUGGCAUGUUGCGCAACAUACGCAAGAAUGUCUUUAACCUGGUUCUCGUUGUGGAUCCACUGCAGCCAGAAGCGCGCAGUGUCAUCAAGUUAGCCGAAUCCUUUGUAAUACACCAAGCGCCCAUACGCCUAGGCUUGGUCUUCGAUGCCCGGGCCAUGGAGGAUAGCACUGCUGCCGAUUAUGUGGCCAUUGCGUGUGCGUUCAAUUAUGUGAGUCAGCAAAAGGACGCUCGCGCCGCCCUUAGCUUCCUCACGGACAUCUAUGCGACAGUGGGCGAGACAGCUGUCGUCACCAAGAAGCACAUCAUCAAGCAGCUAACAAAGGAGUUUAGCUCACUGAGCAGCAGCAAGGCCAACGAGUUGCUUGGCGAGGACUCCGACUACGACUAUGGGCGACAGCUCGCUGCAGAGUUUGUGCAGCGCCUGGGCUUCGGUGCAGUGCGUCAGCCGCAAGCACUGCUCAAUGGCGCCCCCAUGCCAAGCAAUAUCAUCAGUGCGGACAGCGACUUCGAGGAAGCCAUUUUCACGGAAAUCAUGAGCCAGACAACGGUGCUGCAGAAGGCCGUAUAUCGAGGCGAGCUGACCGAUGCGGAUGACAUAAUCAAUUACCUGAUGAAUCAGCCGCAUGUGAUGCCCCGCCUCAAUCAACGCAUUCUCAACCAGGAGGAUGCCAAGUAUUUGGACAUUAAUGGUGUGGCCUCCAAGCAGUUGGGCAAUGUUGUAGCGCUCAACAAGCUCUCGAAUCGCGAUAUGACUGCCACGCUAAUGGCCAAUCUGAAAUACUUUGGCGGCAAGAAGAGCUCGGAGCGUAUUGGCAGCGCCUCAUUGCAGUUCCUAACGCUCUGGGUGUUUGCCGAUCUGGAGACUGAUGAAGGUCGCUCAUUGCUAAUCCAUGCACUGGAGUAUGUGCGUAGCGGUGAGAGUGUGCGAUUGGCAUUCAUUCCCAACACGGAGGGCAUUAGCGAUAAACGAAGUCUGAAUCAUUUGGCCUGGGCGGCUAUGCACUCGAUGGAGCCAGCCAAGGCAACGGAUCAGGUGUUCAAAUGGCUGCGGGGGAAGAAGCAGCGUAUCGAUGAUAUACCCAAGGAGUUGGAAGACGUCCUGGGCAGCGCGGAAUUGCAUCUGAAGAUGCUACGCGUAUAUGCACAACGUGUGCUGGGGCUAUCCAAGUCGCAGCGUCUAGUCAUUGGAAAUGGUCGACUCUACGGGCCGCUCAGCUUCGACGAGAUCUUCGAUAGCGCCGACUUUGCGUUGUUGGCUCGGUACAGCGCCUUGCAGUACGGCGACAAGGUGCGCGACGUGCUCAAGGCAUCGGCCAGCGAUGUGAACAGCGAUUUCAGCAGCGACACCCUGCUCAAGCUAUACGCGAGCCUGCUGCCCCGACAAACCAAGACGCGCUUCAAGCUGCCCAGUGACCUGAAAACGGAUCAUUCUGUGGUGAAACUGCCAGCGAAGGAUGCCAAGCUGCCUCACUUUGAUAUCGUCGCUGUGCUUGACCCCGCCUCGAGAGCGGCGCAGAAGCUCAGCCCGAUCCUAAUACUGCUGCGGCAAACGCUCAACUGUCAGCUGCAUCUGUAUCUGACGCCCGUGGCCCAGCACAGCGAUAUGCCUGUCAAGAAUUUUUAUCGCUAUGUAAUCGAAUCUGAGGUGCAGUUCGAGACGAAUGGCGCACGCGCCGAAGGUCCGCUGGCCAAGUUCAGCGGGCUGCCCGCCAAUCCGCUGCUGACACAGCAGCUGCAGGUGCCCGAGAAUUGGCUGGUGGAGGCGGUGCGCGCUGUCUACGAUCUGGAUAACAUUAAGCUACGCGACAUUGGCGGACCCGUGCACAGUGAAUUCGGUCUGGAGUACCUUCUACUGGAGGGCCAUUGCUUUGAUGCGGCCAGCGGAGCACCGCCGCGUGGCUUGCAAUUGGUGCUGGGCACCAAGUCACAGCCCACACUGGUGGACACCAUUGUGAUGGCCAAUCUGGGCUACUUCCAGUUGAAGGCGAAUCCUGGCGCCUGGACGUUGCGCCUGCGUGAAGGCAAAUCCGCAGACAUUUAUGCCAUUAGCCAUGCGGAGGGACCCAAUACGCUGCAUCAACAAGAAACGGGCGCGGUGCAGGUGCUGAUUACCUCAUUGCGCUCCCACGUAACCAAGUUGCGGGUGUCCAAGCGGCCAGGCAUGCAGCACGCGGAGCUGCUCUCGGAUGACUCAGCGCCAGCGCAGUCUGGCAUCUGGAAUAGCAUUGCGAACAGUUUUGGUAGUAGCAGCGGCACAGCUGGCACGGAUGAGGACGUGGAGACCAUUAAUAUAUUCUCCGUGGCCUCGGGGCAUUUGUAUGAGCGCCUGCUGCGCAUCAUGAUGGUGUCGCUGCUGAAGCACACCAAGUCCCCGGUGAAGUUCUGGUUCCUCAAGAACUAUUUGUCGCCGCAAUUUACGGACUUCCUUCCUCACAUGGCCAAGGAGUAUAAUUUCCAGUAUGAGCUCGUGCAGUACAAGUGGCCGCGUUGGCUGCACCAGCAGACGGAGAAGCAGCGCACCAUCUGGGGCUAUAAGAUCCUCUUCCUGGACGUGCUCUUUCCACUCAACGUGCGCAAGAUUAUCUUUGUGGACGCUGAUGCGAUUGUGCGUGCGGACAUUAAGGAGCUGUACGACAUGGACUUGGGUGGUGCCCCCUAUGCCUAUACGCCAUUCUGUGAUUCUCGCAAGGAAAUGGAAGGCUUCCGAUUCUGGAAGCAGGGCUACUGGCGCAGUCAUCUCAUGGGCCGGCGCUACCAUAUUUCAGCGUUGUACGUCGUGGACUUGAAGCGAUUCCGCAAGAUUGCGGCGGGUGAUCGAUUGCGGGGACAGUAUCAGGCGCUCAGUCAGGAUCCGAAUAGCCUGUCGAAUCUGGAUCAGGAUUUGCCCAACAAUAUGAUACAUCAGGUGGCCAUCAAAUCGCUGCCCGAUGAAUGGCUGUGGUGUCAGACCUGGUGCAGUGAUAGUUCAUUCAAGAACGCCAAGGUCAUCGAUUUGUGCAACAAUCCGCAGACCAAGGAGGCCAAACUUACGGCCGCUCAGCGCAUUGUGCCCGAGUGGAAGGAUUACGAUGCAGAGCUGAAAGCCCUGAUGGCACGCAUCGAGGACCAUGAGAAUCACAAUAUCAGUGGCAACAGGGAAAGUGUGGAUGAGGACGAGGAUGAGCAUGUGGUCAUCAUUACAGAACCGCCGCCACCCGACCAUGUCCAUGGCGAGCUGUGAUCGCAUUCAUUCAUUUGUUUAGUAAAUAUAAGCCUAAUGUCCUUUAUACUUGGUAAAUACGAAAUUAGCUAAGCUUAAAAAAAAUCUAGCAGGCAUAAAAAAGAAAACCGAAAAACGAAACAGCUUCAAGUCUGAGAAGUUUUUGCAUUCCAUUCGCCAUGAUUUGAAUUCAGCUGUAAUAAAUAUAAUAAUUGAAAUAACUGAA
Molecule: messenger RNA, 5071 nt
Organism: Drosophila navojoa
Lineage: Eukaryota; Metazoa; Arthropoda; Insecta; Diptera; Drosophilidae
Gene: Uggt
Product: UDP-glucose-glycoprotein glucosyltransferase
Biological process (GO): ERAD pathway
Cellular component (GO): endoplasmic reticulum
Molecular function (GO): UDP-glucose:glycoprotein glucosyltransferase activity
Source: RefSeq, a predicted model, not a curated record